This is a messenger RNA of Acanthaster planci (crown-of-thorns starfish), 1648 nucleotides long. RefSeq names its product eukaryotic translation initiation factor 3 subunit I-like. The record is from RefSeq and is a predicted model, not a curated record. Gene Ontology annotation, cellular component: cytoplasm; eukaryotic translation initiation factor 3 complex, eIF3m. Lineage: Eukaryota; Metazoa; Echinodermata; Asteroidea; Valvatida; Acanthasteridae. Gene Ontology annotation, molecular function: RNA binding; translation initiation factor activity; protein binding. Gene Ontology annotation, biological process: cytoplasmic translational initiation.
CCAUAAAUGUGCACAUUCGUAUGCAUGUCUCAGGGCAUACGACCUUUGUACAUGUGCAAUUUUCUAGGUGAAGAAGAUAUUCACGAUUACGACACAAUAUGAAACCAAUAGCACUGAAUGGCCACGAGCGGGCGAUUACUCGCAUUCGGUACAACCCAGAGGGCGACCUUCUGUUCUCCUGUGCCAAAGACAUACAUCCUACUGUAUGGUUUUCGUUGAACGGGGAGCGUCUGGGCACGUAUGAUGGUCACACAGGAGCCGUCUGGUGUCUGGAUGUCAAUUGGAGUACAACCAAGGUGCUGACCGGUGCUGGCGAUAACAGCAGUAGACUGUGGGACUGUGAAACAGGGAAAUGCAUUAACAUAUUCCACACACAGUCUGCGGUGAGGACGUGCGGUUUCACAUACAGCGGAAACACGCUGUUCUUCUCCACCGACAAGGCCAUGGGCCACAUGUGCCAGAUAUUCAUGUACGACGUGCGUGACCACCAACAAAUGAAAGACAACGAGCCGUACAUGAAGAUUCCUGUCUCCAUGCCCAAGGUGACCAGCGCUAUCGCCAGCAGACUGGAUAAAUACAUCCUGACCGGUCAUGAUGACGGAACACUGAUCAAGUGGGAAAUGGAGACCGGAGAGAAGAUUCACAGUGUGCAGGAGCAUAGCCGUCUAAUCAACGAUAUCCAGCCAUCUAAGAAUGGUAUGAUGGUGAUCACAGCCUCCAAAGACAACACAGCAAAACUGUUCGAUGCAGACACGCUGGAGCUCCUAAAGAUUUACAAGACAGAAAGACCAGUCAACUCGGCGUCGAUAUCGCCCAACAAAGACCACGUUGUUCUCGGCGGAGGUCAGGAAGCCAUGGACGUCACCACGACCUCGUCCCGAAUCGGCAAGUUUGAUGCGCGCUUCUUCCACCUUAUCUUUGAGGAGGAGUUCGGCAGGGUCAAAGGUCACUUUGGACCAAUCAACAGCCUGGCCUUUUCCCCCGACGGAAUGGGGUACAGCAGCGGAGGGGAAGACGGCUACGUUAGAAUACACACCUUUGACCCGCAGUUCCACGACUUUGAAUUUGAAUAUUGAACGUGAGGUCAUUGGAAAAUCUUGAAUGUCAAUUUAUCGUACAGUCUAGUCUUGUCCUACUCCAUUGUUGGGAGUAAACAUUUCACGUUGCCAAGACUUGUUUUUCUGUUUGUGAUAUUUGGUUUCGCUUCUUUUCCUCUGAGCGUUUUCUCAAAGCGACCAGUGUUAGACAGCCUGCGCAUGCACAGUGUAUUAAUUUUCAUCCCAUUUUGGCCAUCUGACGGAUUUCUGUGUGGAUGGGCGGGGGAGGGGGCUAUCUGAUUGGAAGUAAUUUUCAAGAUAGUCGAGAAUGUUCAAUUGAAGAAAAGUGAAUUUCAGCACUCCGUGUACAGCACAUUUCAAAGGGAGAAAAGUCCUUGGGAUUUAAAUAUUUGCCCUCUCUACAGGCAUAUUUGGCAUUGCACUGGUUAACCAGGGAAAAGUAGCCACGCUGCUUAUAAGGGCCGAGUAUUUUUGAGGAAGUUAUGCAUGUACAUGUAUUUAUGAGAAAGUUAUGCAUGUACACGUAUUUAUGAAGAUUGUUUCAUUGCGGUGUGUAUGAAUAAAGAGACAUUUUUGUGUAAAACGUUUCA